Messenger RNA from Hypanus sabinus (Atlantic stingray), 3279 nucleotides. Its product is annotated as histone acetyltransferase KAT5. Gene Ontology annotation, biological process: regulation of DNA-templated transcription. The transcript has 13 exons. The record is from RefSeq and is a predicted model, not a curated record. Gene Ontology annotation, molecular function: histone acetyltransferase activity. The coding region runs from base 167 to 1633 and encodes 488 amino acids. NCBI's taxonomy places the organism in Eukaryota, Metazoa, Chordata, Chondrichthyes, Myliobatiformes, Dasyatidae.
CCUUGAAGGUGGAAGCAAGAUGGCGGAGGCGACGAAUCGGUGAAGGAGGAGGCGCCGCCGCCGCCCGCUCCGCGCACGGAGGGAGAAGGAGGGAACGAAGAGGUCGUCGCCUGAAGGUCGCCGCUGCGGCCCGUUUACCCUCCGGCUUGUCUUCUCCACAUCUCGGAUGAUGGAGGUGAUCGAGGGCUGCCGGCUGCCCGUCCUCAGGAGGAACCAGGAGAACGAGGACGAGUGGCCACUGGCAGAGAUCCUCAGUGUGAAGGACAUCAAUGGGAGGAAGGUGUUCUAUGUCCAUUACAUUGACUUCAACAAGCGCCUGGAUGAGUGGGUGACCCCCGAACGCUUGGAUCUGAAGAAAAUCCAGUUCCCGAAGAAGGAAGCCAAGACUCCGACCAAGAAUGGGCUCCCGGGUUCCAGACCGAACUCUCCCGAGCGGGAACUGAAGAAGACACCCGAUCUCUCGUUACACCCUUCGACAGCAGGGAUUGGGAAAUCCAUUCCAACACCGAAAAGGAAGUUGGAGGCCGUCUCGCUCGCCACCCAGUGCUCCCCGGUGACCCCCGUCACAGCUGCCUCGGAGAUCCCGACGCCCGUCUACGCACAGCAGAAUGGUUCCGCCAGGAGGCCGGUUUCCGUGGGGGCGGGGAGGAAGAGGAAAGCCAACUGCCUGGGCACCGACGAGGACUCGCAGGACAGCUCGGACGGGAUCCCCUCGGCCCCGCGGAUGACGGGGAGCCUGGUGUCGGACAGGAGCCACGAUGACAUCGUCACUCGGAUGAAGAACAUAGAGUGCAUCGAGCUGGGCCGACACCGCCUCAAGCCCUGGUACUUCUCCCCGUACCCUCAGGAGCUGACGUCACUCCCUGUCCUCUACCUCUGCGAGUUCUGUCUGAAGUAUCUAAAGAGCCUCAAGUGCCUGCAGAGGCACCUGACUAAAUGUAAUCUGCGUCAUCCACCAGGGAACGAAAUCUACCGGAAGGGAACCAUCUCCUUCUUCGAAAUUGACGGCAGGAAAAACAAGAAUUACUCCCAGAACUUGUGCCUGUUAGCCAAGUGUUUUCUGGACCACAAGACACUGUACUACGACACCGACCCCUUCCUUUUCUACGUGAUGACCGAGUACGACUGCAAAGGGUUCCACAUCGUUGGCUACUUCUCAAAGGAGAAAGAGUCGACAGAGGAUUAUAACGUGGCCUGUAUAUUAACACUACCCCCGUACCAGAGGAGGGGCUACGGCAAGUUACUGAUUGAGUUCAGCUAUGAGCUCUCAAAGGUUGAGGGGAAAACGGGGACGCCGGAGAAGCCGCUGUCCGACCUGGGGCUGCUGUCCUACCGCAGCUACUGGUCACAGACCAUCCUGGAGAUUCUCAUGGAGCUGAAGUCAGAGAACGGGGAGCGGCCGCAGAUCACCAUCAAUGAGAUCAGUGAACUAACGAGUAUCAAGAAAGAGGAUGUCAUCUCCACCCUUCAGUACCUUAAUCUGAUUAACUACUACAAGGGUCAGUACAUCCUCACCCUGUCGGAGGACAUCGUUGAAGGCCACGAGAAGGCCAUGAUGAAGAGGCACCUGCGGAUCGACUCAAAGUGCCUGCACUUCACGCCCAAGGACUGGAGCAAGAGGGGGAAGUGGUAACUGCCUACUGUACAGGACAGGGACAGGGAGAGAGAGAGAGAGUUACUGACUGUCGCCUGGGACUGUAGGGACCAUUCGUCCCGGCUCCUCUUCUUCCAACGCACAUCGAGACGUUGCCAUUUCUCUCUCCGUUGAGCUGACAGUGACCAGACGUCCCUCCUGCUACUGCUCCGCGACUACCCCACACACCAGAACUCCCGCCCUGGAACGGGAGGCAAGGAGGCUCGGUGUAUGGAGGGGUCUGACUGGUGAGAGCGGUGGCUCACCUCCGGUGGGACGGGGUGCAGUCCCACCCGACGAUCUCCGGCGGACGGACCGUGCUCCCCAGACGGAUGCCGGAUAGUGGGGGUUAGAAGGAUGCUCCCUCUGCACUCCCCACACCCCAGGGAGCACGGCGGUGGGGCAGCUGCGUUUCCCGACUGACCUUGCGCUGUGGGGGGUGUCACAGGGUGGGGUACUCAGGUAUCACUCUCAGUGUUGAAGCUGAAGUCAGACUCUGGGGGGGGGGGGGGGGUGCCUGUGCGGAUGGGAGGCAAGAAGGUACUGCUUGUCUGGGGUUCUGCAGGCAACAUGCUCUCAGGAAAUGACUGAACGGUGUGUCCAAACUAGGCACAAGCACAGGGGAUCCCGAAUUGUUGGAGCUCCUUCAUUGGUUCAGCUUCCCGACUGUAAAAACUGUCUCUACAAACACAACGGUCAGCACCAUUCGCUCUUGUGCCAGUCUCCCGCUCACCCGUCAGGUAUUGAAUUAUACUGGUAAUCCACAAGCUGCGUAGAGGGAGCGUCACUCUGUGUCUGACCCCGGGAGUGUGUGAUGGGACGGUGUGGAGGGAGCUUCACUCUGUGUCUGACCCCGGGAGUGUGUGAUGGGACAGUGUGGAGGGAGCGUCACUCUGUGUCUGACCCCGGGUGUGUGUUUGGUCGAGUUCAUAACUUGUUCCUGGGGUGAGAUUGUCCGAGAUGCAAGCUCAGAAGAGAAUCCUCCCCACCUGGAGUAGCCCUGGGUCACGGCUCCAUUGGCUGUGGAACACUUUUGAUCUGAGGUGAACUCUGCAGCGUUACAUAGGCCAAGGACAACCAACUGAAUAACCCCCAGACACCCCCCCCCCACUGUCUUUCAUGUCCAUUCCCUUAUCCCCUUCCCCAGCUACUCCCACUCUCAGCUGAGCUGGAACCUGUGUGGGUAGAACCAUGGACAACUUGGGGAUUGGAUGUGAAUUUUUUUUAAAUACCAAUCAACGUUUGUAUAUAUUGCCAAAAGUCAGUUCAACACGUGAAUGUUUUUGGGGAGUUCCUUCCCGUGGGAACCGUCCAACCCUUGUCCGUGGGUAGGAAUCUCCCUCGGGAUGUCCUGGGGGGGGGGGGGGUACACACACACACACAAACUGGAGAUGGAGUCACCAACUCAAAGCGCCUUGAAUCUGCACACCCCCACCCAGCCCCCAGUAGCCUUCAGCGCGAUGCCUAACGUAGUCGCAUGUCUUGUGCUGUGUAACUUUCCUGUUGUGUGACCUCCCAAAUGUUUGUGUAAAUGCAUGUAAUUCUUGGUUAGAAUUGGUAAUAUCAGCAAGAGUUGUACAGUUUUUUAAAAAAAAGUAUUCUGGGUUGUAUAAAAAAAAUUAAAUAUUAAUGUUUCAUCAUUUGGA